Messenger RNA from Penicillium alfredii, 3435 nucleotides. RefSeq lists its product as uncharacterized. The transcript has 8 exons. Lineage: Eukaryota; Fungi; Ascomycota; Eurotiomycetes; Eurotiales; Aspergillaceae. Gene Ontology annotation, cellular component: membrane. The record is from RefSeq and is a predicted model, not a curated record. Gene Ontology annotation, biological process: metal ion transport; transmembrane transport. Gene Ontology annotation, molecular function: metal ion transmembrane transporter activity. The coding region runs from base 1 to 3435 and encodes 1144 amino acids.
AUGGCGCCCUCAACAGCGCCGGCGUUUGAGCACAUCGUCGCCGCCAAAGAGACCAACAUAGACAUCGUCGCAGUACCGCCCAUCGGCGGCCACCACAAGAGAACAUGGAUCGCGCAGGGAUCUCGGUCAUCCUGGCUGGAGACAGAGCUAUUCAAGUAUAUGCCCCGAGCGCGGGUGCUGCUGUACAACCACGGCGAGCUACGCGACCACGAUAAAAUAGACGCGCUGGGAAAGCGGCUCCUGAACCAGCUCCUCGCCGAACGCAGAAUCUAUAGUCGCCGACGGCCUCUGUUCUUCGUCUGCCACAGCACCGGUGGUCUGGUGGUGAAAGCCUGUCUGGCGCUGGCAGCGCGGGCCGAGCCGAACCAGUGCAUCCUGACCAGCUGCCACGGCGUGGCCUUUUUCGCGGUUCCUCACCAGGGCUCGAGCUACCUUUCUGCCGAGGAAUACACCUCAAGUAUUCGUCGGCUGCUGCACCUCCAGCAGAGUAUCCCGCAGUCUCUCCGCGAGCAGUUGCGGCCGCGCCAGAACCGGCUAUGGCAUCUGUCGAACCACUUCAAGGCCCUCUCGGCGGAUAUGAAAAUCUGGUCGUUUGUCGAAACUAUCGACUCGACCCUGAAUGUAUUCGAUGCCGAGACCCGAACAACUAUGGAGUUCCAUGCGCCCAUCACCUCCAUCCGAUCGGGGUUGCUCGACAUCGAACACGAAAAGGAAGUGCCCAUGGCCACUGACCAUGCCGGCACCGCGCGCUUCCAGGGACAGGACUCUACCCGAGAUACCUUCUUGGAGGAGCUCGGGGCAGCCGUAAACUUAGCGGCCGAGCUUUCAAGACACGAGGAUACGCCCUUGCAUGUAGAGAAAGAAGUUAUGGUGCAGGUCAACGGCUUCUUCGAGGACACCGCGCUCGGCGUGAGCGAUGAAACCCCAUUGAAGCUGUGGUCGACUAGUGUUACGUUGGAAGAUUACCUUUCGCGUGGUCCAUCGGCUUGCCUUCGAGAACGGCUGAGGCGAAUUCAACCCGGCAGCUGGGAUGAUUCCUCCCUGAGUAGCCUCGACAGCCACCAUUCUUUGUUGCAUGUUGUUCCCGGGCCAGAGGCUGUCGAACAUCCUGAUCAUGUCCCUGAAGCAGAGCAACGACCUUCUCGGCCGCCCAUGCGCCAUAGUCGAAGUUUUCUCGAGCCAUCAGCUCAAUCCCCGACAAUCCACGUCACUGAAGCAUCCCGCGACGGUCUAUAUGAGAGCCCUUCGAGUGAAAGCCCUCCUCCGCCUAUAGAGCGCCGGCGAAGAACUUCCAUCACCAGGGCACUGGGGCUAACCCCAUUGAGGGCUCACCGACGCAGCGCCUCCGAUAGCAGCUCCCAGACGAGUGACUCCCGUCCUCCGUCGAGCUCUGCGUCACCACCAAGAAACUCGGGGUUCUUGGCCAUACCACCCUCCACCCGAGAUCGCAUCGCCCAAAUUGCAGACACCGCCGACACUCCUCGCUCAGUCCCUGGUUUUGAUCGCCCGGAGCCCGACACCGAGAAACUACUUUGGAUUCAUGUCCCGUAUACUCACACUGGAUGGGUAUCGCAAGUCAUCCGCAGGGCGUGUGAGGAUCGCCAGGAGCCCAAUUUUCUACGGAAGUUUAUAAAUGACGAGAACUGGUACUUGAACCUCAACCGAGCUCGUCAUCUCGAACCUCAUGCUCGGUUUGUGAAGCCGAAAUGCAUCCAUUCUCGCCAACUGGAUGUUGCGCAGGGGACUACGACAGGCACCACAGAGGACCCCCAAAUGGCACUAUAUGUACCUUAUCUGCACUGGGAUAGCUACCGCAACGUCCUACAAAGACGAAAAGUCAUCGAAGAGCGACUACGGCAGGGCCGCUCACGACCUGUCCCCGGCCGCAUCUCAAGAACCAGUCUGGAGGCGCAACUAAUUUGGAAAUAUCUAGGCUGCGAGCCUCCAAUCCAUUUCCGACGCACCCUAGAUCAAUUCGGAUACCCGAACCUCCGCUCAACGGUUGCACGAGACGAUGAUCAAAUGCUAUGGAAGCGUACAAGGAGGUCGACGCGCGUUGAUGACCAGCUGCGCGAGUACCUUGAAGCAGCACCCGAUGACGGCGAGGACUCAGAUCCGGACGGUUUCAUGGACGGGAAUGUGCUGAUGGUCGACCAGCUUUGGUUGUGGAUCGUCGACGACAAGACCAUUGUCACUUUUUUUCCGAACCAAGAGGCCACCACUUCCAAAGGCAAGUUGUUCGAGCAGUCGAACCUGCAUAGCAGUAUCUACAAUGAACUUAACGGGGACCUGGCUCGUCGCUUUGAGACUGCGGGCGAUCUCGCUGCGCUUAUUAUGCUGCACGCCGUAACUGUUCUUCUCGAUAAGACAUUGCACCAUGACUUGCAGGUCCUGCGAAUUUUCGAGGAAUCUAUUAGUAUUCUGACUGAAUCCGUCACCAAAUCCUUCAAACGCUUCCGGAAUCGCGGCUUCACCAACCGUCCCGCAGACCACGACUACACAGCAGAAGGUAAACUAAUGACAGCCGCGCAACGUGACCAGCGAGACAUCCAAGUCGCACGACGGAAUCGCGAGGAUUUAUCCGUUCUACUGGAACUUCGAGACAUCGAGGACGAGCUCUCUACGAUAUUGAAACUGCUCGAUCAGCAGGACGCCGCCAUUAAAAGCAUGUUCAAGUACUUCGACGCCGGCGGCUAUGGAAAAGUGUUCCUGGAUGCAGCGCAGCUGCGGAUCGACGAGUAUCGCGCACAGAUCGGCGAAAUGAAAGAAAACAGCCAUCUCGCCCAGAAGGCCGUGGAGACGCUGCUCGAUCUCAAGCAGAAGCAGGCUAAUGUCGACGAAGCUAAGAUGGCGCGGUGGCAGGCGGAGGUGACGCAGACUCAGUCACGGGCUAUGACCACAUUCACGAUCUUCACCGUGAUAUUCCUCCCGUUGUCCUUCUUCACCUCGCUCUUCGGCAUCAAUGCCCGAGAAUGGAGUGGCGAGCCCAAGAACCUCCCACUGAGCACAAUGUUCGAGAUUGCCGCACCUGCCUCCUUCGCAAUAAUCUUCGUCGCCCUCCUCAUGGCCUUCAGCGAAACCCUCCGCGAAGUCGUCUCCAAAUCGCACAAAAUCGCCGCCGGUCUCCUCAAAGAGUUCGUCUUCUACCCAAUCCGCAGCCUCUUACACUGGGACGCCGUGACGAACCGAAUGCCCGAUAUGAUCGUCCCGGAGGACUCGUCGCUCAGGAAACGAUUCGACCAGUACCUCGGUUAUGGGCGCCAUCAUACGCAAUUCGACGAAGAUAUCUGGAUGCGGUGGCAGGGGGAUAAGAUCUCCCUUGGCGGGAAGGAUCAUGGGAAGAGUGGGAGCGGGAGGAUGGUUAAGUUCCGCGGAGAUGGGGAGUCGUUUUCGUUGUCGGAGAAAGUGAGGCGGCGGGGGGUGCAUGAGGUUUAA